This is a messenger RNA of Magallana angulata, 1798 nucleotides long. RefSeq names its product low affinity immunoglobulin epsilon Fc receptor-like. Bases 178 to 903 code for a protein of 241 amino acids. The transcript has 4 exons. The record is from RefSeq and is a predicted model, not a curated record. NCBI's taxonomy places the organism in Eukaryota, Metazoa, Mollusca, Bivalvia, Ostreida, Ostreidae. Gene Ontology annotation, molecular function: signaling receptor activity.
UGAUUAGGCAAACAAAACGAUUUUUUUUAUUACAAAAGAGUUGAGUUAAAAACAAAGCAUCAUUGAUUUUAAACACGUUACCUUAAACCUCUCAAGUUAAUAUAAAAUUGUAUUUCAAACUGCUAAGAGGGGGAAUUUAACAUUGUACACUUGUGGGUCUAUAACUGAACAACGAUUAUGAACAAAACAGCAAUAAGUUUUCUUAUGAUUUUUUUUGUUACAAUUCACGGUGAACAGAGAAAUAUUUGCUAUUCGGGAGUGGACAACAAACACACCAAUUCUUCGUAUGCAGUGUUUUAUCAAAAUACAAGAAGUAUUCUCUCAUGUGGUGUGCAAUGUUCUAAUGAUGUAUGUUGUGUUUGGUUUAUUUACAAUGAAACAAGUAAGCAAUGCUUUGGAGUACAUCAUAUGGAUAAUGGAGUUCAAACUUCUAAGGAGAGUACUGCGUUAUCGAACACAAUACAUUAUCGGAAAGGUUGCGAGUCCGACUGGAUAGAGUUCAAAGGUCACAGUUAUUUCUUUGGAAAACACACAGCUAUUUGGUCAGAUGCAAAGAUGGAGUGCAAGAAGAUGUGCUCGUACCUGGUAAAUAUUGAAGACAUAGAAGAAGCAGAGUGGUUGUCUACAACAUUUUUAAAGAAAGAUGAGUGCUCCACAAAUAUAUUUAAUGGUUGCACAUCAUGGACGGGCGGUAACGAUUUAAACGCAGAAGGAGAAUACGUUUGGGACCCUUCGAACACAACCAUGGUCUUUACCAACUGGCAUACAAACGAACCCAGCUUGACUUAUCCGUCAUUGGCUACAACUCGAGACUGUAUCGAUAUCCUUAGGAAUGGUAAAUGGAAUGACAGACCGUGCUUGCAUUUGAACUCAUUUAUAUGUGAGAAAUCUAUUGACUUUUGAUCUUAAAUAGAAUAUGCAAAAACGGACAUCAUGAAAAUAUGAAUUUUAUUCAAACAUACAUAAUUAGGCUGUAUCAGGUAAUAGAGUAUAGCCAAUAAGUCAAACAAGUCAAACUCAACUCGAUUUCUCACCUAAAGGACAUACGACUAUUGUACAUAUCCAUUGACGCAAUAACAUACUAACAUAUAUGAUAUGUUUAAGAUCUAAAAAGAAAUACUAAAAUGAUUUCGUUGUUUUCUUUUUAUAUUUACAUGAGUAGAAACGUUUUUAACUUUAAUAUAAAUUAUUAUGUAUUUGUUUGUGUAAUGAUUACAUAAGAAUAAUUGCAAAUAAUUUAUUGGCAAUAACCAUUCAAAUAUGAAGUGAACUAGUAAAGAGGAUUAAGGUACGAUUAAAUCAUUAAAGUAAGUGAAGGACAGGUUUCAUAGUUUUCUAUACUUUUACGCUCGUAAUGGCGUAAUCGCAUGUAUUAUCUUAUACAAACAAGAAGACAUAUGCCUUUUUGUGCCCUUCUCUUUGUUAAUUAUUGGAUGAGAGGUACAAACGAAUUCCGCAACAAUUAGGCCACCAUGAAAACUUAUGAUUUCUCAGUAUACUGCAGAAAUACAAAACCAUUUAGGUUUCUUCGUUCAAUUCAAAGUGAUAAAGAAGCUAGAAUCAAUAAAGAAAUAAAACUUUUCUUCUAAAGAAGAUAAUAAAAGUGCUAGAAUUGAUUAUUGAGCCCUCUUAAAACGGAUCGUUAUUCGGGGAUACUUUUACAUGGUAUUGUAGCAUUUUAAAACCCGUUGCACUAGAACGAGAAUAUCUUUUUUUUUAUACCUAUUUUAUUUAGAUUUUUUUGAAGCAGGUAAUGGUGCACUUUUCUGUUUUGAUUUGCUAGAGACCAGAUACCCAA